Pomacea canaliculata is the source of this 1967-nucleotide messenger RNA. RefSeq lists its product as uncharacterized. The record is from RefSeq and is a predicted model, not a curated record. NCBI's taxonomy places the organism in Eukaryota, Metazoa, Mollusca, Gastropoda, Architaenioglossa, Ampullariidae. The coding region runs from base 359 to 1336 and encodes 325 amino acids. The transcript is spliced from 4 exons.
GGAAGGUCGAGGUAGGUCAUUUCCUUCAGGUAGAUGAAAGAAAUAAAAGUACAGCUUACGAAUAAGAACCUGUCAGGUUAACACAUGGUUCAAAUGAACCUCGACGAAGUACCAUCAACAAACCAACUUUGGGAUAUUUUAAGGUUUUCUUUUCUGGGCAUGGUUCCACUUGCACAACAGUGAGCAGUAUAAAAACUCGGAAUCAGGCUUAAAAUGCGGUCAGACGGUUUCAAACGAUGAAAAGUGGAGUAACGGAUUAGAACGAAGAAUAUUUUCUUGUCCAGACCAGGGACCUUUGCUUGAUCUUGUCUCAGUAAUCAAUUGGAUAUAAAUUCUUCUUCUCUAAUUGCCACUGCCCAUGAUGCCAUUCGCGAAUUUUGUGCGAGCAGCUAUGUUGUUGCUGCCGUUGUGCAGCAUGGCUGUCAUCGCCUCUUUCGAUGUUAACCGGACGACGGAACAAGAAGUUUCGUCGUUGUCAUCUAUGACGUCAGAAGAGGAGACACGGAGGGUGCGUCGUCUGGAGGCAGAGGUGGAGAUACUGCGGCGGAGUGUGACUGAGCUGAAAACUUCAGGGCCGUGUGCAACAAAGCAAAGCUCGCUAGAAGCAGACGCCCUCAGUGUGGCGCAGGAAGUUCGCGGACUACGUCAUCACGUGCAGUCGCUGAGAAUGCACUCAGAGUUGUCUGCCAUCCGUGCUGACCUGGAGUCCAUGAGGUCAAGGCUGCCGAGUGAAGCUACUGAGGCGAGGAAACCACCUGCAGCUAUCUCAGUCUCGGAAGAACGAUCGCAAAACGUUUCUCAGUCGUCAGCAUUGACGGGUUCUGUUUAUACUCGCUGGGGUAAUGGCCAUUGUCCAUCUGGCUCUCAGCUUGUCUACUCAGGUGUUACAGGAGGAUCCCACUACACCUUCGAAGGAGCGGCGUCCAACGCCCUGUGUCUUCCUCUCAGCCCUGUCUUUGAAGACUACGUCCUGCCGGCAUCCGUCGCCUACGUCUACGGGGCUGAGUACGAAGUCAACGUCCAUUCUUCUAAUGAACUUGACCUCAAAUGUUCCGUAUGUCAUAUCCCACGCGCCGCCACCUUCAUGGUGCCAGCUACCAACUCCUGCCACACCGGGUGGACAAUGGAAUAUUCGGGUAUUCUCAUGGCCGGACAUCACACACACAAAGCAGCGACCGAGUUUGUGUGCAUGGACUCUGCAAUGGAGGGUAUGACGGGGUCAAAGGACAAUAAGGAUGGAAAACUGUUCUAUUUUGCCGUCUCGACAUGUGGGAGUCUGCCGUGUCCUCCUUACAUAAACAACAAAGCGCUGAGCUGUGCUGUUUGCUCCAAAUGAUUCAUUUUUUCGUGUUCGCGCUAAAAACCAUUAAAAAUCAUAUGAUUUGCCGAAUGAUAAAAGUGUUAUCUAGGUUAGAAUUUAUUAGAAUGCGAUAUGUAGACAUUUGAUAAAAAUGUUCAUUUAUUUCCAUCUACCCAGAGUUCUCCCAAUGUUUAUUGGGAGUUUACAUUGAUUGGACCACAAGGCUUGCUGGUUCCAGAGACAGAUGAAGGAAACUAUUUUUAUUGCGGCUGCUUCCCUGCCGACAGUCUACAGCAAUCUUCUUCAGCCACAUACUCUGAGUUUAUCUCAAGGUGGUGUUCACUGAACACACCGGUCACUUUCAGAUGCUGAAGAAGGCGUGUGGAGACACAUCGGAAGCUCCAGUAAUUGCUGUUUCUUCCUUGUGUGGAAAGGUUUGGUUUUCCUUCUGCUUCACCCUCAAUUUAGUAAGGUAUCCUUGCUGGAGCAGGGAUUAGGUGAAGCUAUACUUCAAAGAAUGAAAUUAAUUUUAAUGCCAUUGUUUGUUCCUACAAUAUGUCUGGGGUUAGUAAACUCCAGGCUGAGAGAACUUUUAGUGGCGAGGACAGCCGUUGUGUGUCACUGACCGUACACUGUAGUAAAUAAAAUGUGCUGUACCCUCACCCAA